CAAGGCCAAAUCAUCACAAAACAAACACAAGCACCUGUGCUAAGGCUGCUACUACAUAGAGCACCAAUAAUACACACAGAAGGGAGCAGAAAGCUAAAUUCAAACAAAAUGACCGCCUCCUCUUACUUCCUUGUCGCAGCUUUUCUAGCACUGGUGACCUCUCAGGCCAUUGCUUCUGAUCCUAGCCCGCUCCAGGAUUUCUGUGUUGCUGACAUGCACUCUCCUGUGAAGGUGAAUGGUUUCGUUUGCAAGGAUCCCCUGGCUGUGAGUGCAGAUGACUUCUUCAAGGCAGCCAAUCUUGACAAACCUAGGGAUACCAUGAAGAGCAAGGUGGGGUCCAAUGUUACUUUGAUCAAUGUCAUGCAAAUCGCUGGACUCAACACCCUUGGCAUCUCUCUAGCCCGCAUCGAUUAUGCACCCAUGGGUGAGAACCCACCGCACACCCACCCACGUGCCACUGAGAUCCUCACAGUGCUUGAGGGGACCCUGUACGUCGGUUUUGUCACCUCCAACCCAAACAAAUUGUUCGCGAAGGUGCUCAAUAAGGGUGAUGUGUUUGUAUUCCCCAAAGGGCUCAUCCACUUCCAAUUCAACCCCAUCCACGACAAGCCAGCCGUUGCUAUUGCUGCGCUAAGCAGCCAAAACCCUGGUGUCAUUACCAUUGCUAAUGCGGUCUUUGGAUCAAAGCCUCCAAUCUCAGAUGAUGUUUUGGCCAAGGCAUUCCAGGUGCAGAAGGGGACAAUUGAUUGGCUCCAGGCUCAAUUUUGGGAGAACAACCACUACUAAAAUAUGUUAUAGGCUAUACGAGAAGAUUUAUAUAUCUUGAAUAUUCAAGACGUACACGUGGGUAAUAUCUAUGUAACAAACAAUAAAAUAAAUGUUAUGUGUAGAGUUCUAUACCAGAUAUAUAUGUAACAAACAAUUAAUGUUGUGCGAUGUACUGGUGUGUUUUCCUUUACAUUAAUAAGAUGAUAAGUGCCAUAUAGUUAUUCUAAAA
This is a messenger RNA of Setaria italica (foxtail millet), 997 nucleotides long. Its product is annotated as putative germin-like protein 12-4. NCBI's taxonomy places the organism in Eukaryota, Viridiplantae, Streptophyta, Magnoliopsida, Poales, Poaceae. Gene Ontology annotation, cellular component: cell wall. The record is from RefSeq and is a predicted model, not a curated record. The coding region runs from base 109 to 786 and encodes 225 amino acids. Gene Ontology annotation, molecular function: manganese ion binding. The transcript is spliced from 2 exons.